This is a messenger RNA of Blastomyces gilchristii SLH14081, 1957 nucleotides long. RefSeq lists its product as uncharacterized. Lineage: Eukaryota; Fungi; Ascomycota; Eurotiomycetes; Onygenales; Ajellomycetaceae. The coding region runs from base 261 to 1403 and encodes 380 amino acids. The record is from RefSeq and is a predicted model, not a curated record. The transcript has a single exon.
CCGCAACAGGAAAACUGAAAACACCGUCCCGCUUGGACUGAUGUCGUCAGAUUGCCCCCCUUGGCUGGUGUCUUGCGGAGGCAGCCCUCUCUCUGGUUAUUAUUCAUUUAUAUUUAUUGAUAUUUAGCAGACCUGGAGAGAAAAUCUUUGCCUAUAACAUUACCGAUCCACCACUUGCUGAAUGAAAGCUUCAUGGCUCAACAGAAGAGCGAUGGUAUCCCUCAGUUUUGCCGCAUUUUCGACCUAAGUUACAGUUGACCAUGGUGCUCCUCACGUCUUCGGGUAUCUCCCUUGCAAUAUCAACGUCUAUCAUUGGCUUAUUUACCCUUCUUCUAUUUUUAUCAGGCUAUGUGCUGCAGCAACAGUCAGUCCGAGGUAUGCAAGCCGCCCUCAGCCCUACCGCGCCAACCCAUCCAGCAUCGCGCCCCUAUCCUGUAGCAGGAGGCUCACCUGCUGGCGCAUAUGUUAUUGUCAAUCAAGGGAAAGAGGCAUUCUCCAGCCCUGAUGUUGUUGUAACAGACAGUGGUGAUACAGGAGAAGGAAGAGACGGAGAGCUAGGGGAGUCCUCGGGCUAUGAGGGGAUGAAUUCACGGCAAUAUGAUCAAGGAAGCAAUUAUGGACAAAAGCAUAAACAAGUAUAUCUUCAAAUGGUAUCAAGACCCAGCGUGUCGGGUAUCUGCUCGAGUCUUCUAUUCUUUAAAACGCUCGCCUCUCAGAGCAAGAUCACGACAGAUAAAGUUUUUCUUUACCCCAAAUCGUGGGACAACAACGCGCCAACCAGAAGUAUCGUGGAGGCGUUAAGCACCCUCAAAAACCACCAAGACGUAUAUGACAUAAUUAUACAUGCCAUCGACAUGACGGAUCCCAACUACCACUUCCCAUCCAACACCAAACUCCUCAGCAAAGCCUCGCAUAAAUUAACUCACUACGAAAAGAUCUUCUUCACCCGCUCCCCCGGCAUGCUUCUCAAUGCCUCAAAACUCAACCAACUAUUCUUCUCCGAACCACCCACAUUUUCAUCCUCGUCCUCAUCUUCAUAUUCACCAUUGUCGUCAUGGAAGAAGAGAAGAAAACCGAACGACAAUUCACAGACCGAUAUGUGGGUGCCAACCCGCCUAUCAACCAUGAACGCGGACCUUCCCUAUGCGUUCCUCGUCACAACAGACCAUGACUCCUCGGGCCGUGUUUCUAUAAGAUCACACGUCCCGAUUCCAUCUGUUAAACAGUCAUUGAUCGUUCCAGCAAUACCUAGAUUCCCAGCCGAGAGAGUCACGGAGCUACAUCCCGCCUAUGUGUUCUUUGACAAAAGUAAGAAUCAAAUGAGGGAAAUGGGCACUGUGUAUUAUCAGGAAUGGAAGAAGCAGGUGCAUGAUGCCUGCCAGGGGAUUGAAAUUAAUGAUUGAUGUACUUAUCUGGGAAAUUUUGUGAAUUUUUGGAUCGGCGUUUAGCGUGCAAAUGGGUGGUUUGUGUUUAUGGUUGUCUUCGCAUUUUGCAUAUUUCCGCUUGUCUCUUUUCUUUUUUCUUUUUCUUUUUCUUUUUCUUUCUUUUUUUUCCCAAUAUCUCGCCGGCUUGGCUUGAGUGUAUGUGUAUCUGAAUUCACCUUUACUUGGACAUUACUGUAUGAUAUACGUUGUUGGGUAUGAUUCCCCUUGAAACCUGACCUUUUUAGACUGCAAGUUAAAAUUUUCCAGGCGCAGUUUAUUCUACAUUUGUUCGUCACUGAAACGCAAUCAAUUGGGCUCUUCGGCUGAAACGCUCUGUUACGCUCUGUUGUAUGAGUUCUAAUUGAAAGACAAAACUAUGAAUACAUCAAUUACAUCAGCGUGGCAUAUUAUUUUCGGCUUAACAAAACCUGUUGAUAGAUUCGAAUCCCCUGCCACUUGUUGAUUAACACUCCCUCCAAACAUUCCAAGGAAGAGCUGCCCAAUAUCCCAGCGCCAGUUCCAUAAGUCAUUCC